AUGCUCACACGAAAUCUCAAGCGAGUGCUGCUCGACUCGCAAUGGUCAAUACCACCGACCUUUCUACUUCCCUGGGCCGCCUGUCUCACCACAGUCUCGCACGCGACCGAAGCCAACAAUCUCCCUCCGCCGCUCGUCAAUGCUGCACAACAUGUAUCUAGUCAGCGAAAAGGCCCAUCGCCAAGACCAGCAAAGACAUCAGUUAUGCCACCACCUCCGCCAACACCUGAGCUACCAUCAUCCCACACCACCACCACCUCCCCACCCGCCCUCUCCGACACCGUCCGCCAACUCCUCCCAAUCCUCCAAGCCCAGGGCCCACACUUCAUCACCGCCCAUCUGUACGACCGACCCUACCUCCUCACCCAAGGCGACACCGUCCGGCUCCCCUUCCACAUGAAAGGCGUGGAACCGGGAGACAUCCUCCGUUUGAACUGCGCCAGCAAUCUAGGAAGCAGAGACUACACCCUCAAACCCUCUGCCCCUUCACCGAAGCUAAAAUCAACCACCACCAUGACCAUCACGGCGCAAGAUCCCACGACAGGGCAACUAGAAAGCCACAGCGCCAUGAUGCCGGAACCUGGCACCGAGACCGCAACCGCAACCGCAACCGGCAGUCAGAUGGUGGCACCGCACUUCAUCCCCCACAUCGCCAAGGGAAAGGUCGCAUAUCUAGACGAGAGGCUCUAUGUAUGCAGAGCAGUAGUCAUGGGGGUGGAAAGCGAGCCGAUGCAGACGAAAGAAAAGACGAAGCGAAGACAGAGGAAGGUGAAGACGGUGAAGAGUAAGCAUCGGCAUACGAUCUUGCGGAUCAAGGAGGUGAGGGUGAGGGGAAUUGAGGAGAUUGAGGGUGGUGUUGAGCUUGAGUAA
This is a messenger RNA of Recurvomyces mirabilis, 870 nucleotides long. RefSeq lists its product as uncharacterized. The record is from RefSeq and is a predicted model, not a curated record. Gene Ontology annotation, molecular function: structural constituent of ribosome. Bases 1 to 870 code for a protein of 289 amino acids. NCBI's taxonomy places the organism in Eukaryota, Fungi, Ascomycota, Dothideomycetes, Mycosphaerellales, Teratosphaeriaceae. Gene Ontology annotation, cellular component: mitochondrial large ribosomal subunit. The transcript has a single exon.